Nannizzia gypsea CBS 118893 is the source of this 441-nucleotide messenger RNA. RefSeq lists its product as hypothetical. The record is from RefSeq and is a predicted model, not a curated record. Lineage: Eukaryota; Fungi; Ascomycota; Eurotiomycetes; Onygenales; Arthrodermataceae. The transcript is spliced from 2 exons. The coding region runs from base 1 to 441 and encodes 146 amino acids.
AUGUGCAACUAUGACGUCAUAGCUAAAUGGAUAUACAUAUAUUCAAAUGGCUGUGAUGAGCUUUAUAGCAACAUAGAUGGCCGAACAUCCCUCCGAAGGUGCACCAUGCAUACUCCAAACGUCUUACUUGAGUUCAAACACGGCUCUCGCAAGCCUAUUUCAGGCUUCAAAUCUCCGUUCUUGAACAACACAGAUGGCGGGAUUCGGGAUUGGAUGGCACAUCAUCGGUAUCCAGGAUUCGCGGAAUCUACGUUUACCGUGCUUGACCAGCAAGCCGUUGACGAGGAUGCAUGCCGCACGUCUUACGCCGGGCCAAAAAUGAAGGGCAAGAACACAUUGAUCACACAUGAGAUAGAAGGAGAACCUUUUGAGGGCCCGGCUAAAGCUGCAAAAUUGAGGCAUAGAAAGAACAGAAAGAAGUACGGCGUUCGAAUGGAUUAG